Molecule: messenger RNA, 2085 nt
Organism: Equus caballus (horse)
Lineage: Eukaryota; Metazoa; Chordata; Mammalia; Perissodactyla; Equidae
Gene: TMEM115
Product: transmembrane protein 115
Biological process (GO): retrograde vesicle-mediated transport, Golgi to endoplasmic reticulum
Cellular component (GO): membrane; Golgi apparatus
Source: RefSeq, a predicted model, not a curated record
GCUGUUUGUCGGCGCCAGAGAAGGGAGGAGGUACGGUCGUGGCCAAGACCGGGGCAGCCGGAGCCGACCAGACCUGACUCGAGCCCAGAGUUAGGCUCCAGUCCCGCGCGGACCGUAGGGCCCCAGAGUGGAUGGAGUAGGCCGAACCCUGAGAUCAACCCCAGCUUGUUCGGCCUGGCGUGGGGCCGACAGAGCGGGCAGGCGUGCCGAAGCCUCCCAGGGCCUUUCCUUCAGGUCCCCGGCGAGGGGCCUAAGCCCCGGCCCCGCGACCAGGCCCGGUUUGGCCCUUUGGGACCAGAGCCGAUCCGACCGGAAGUGGAGCCUUCACCGGGGCCAUAGGCCAGUGACUAGGCCAGACCCGGGCCUCCCGUCGGGGCCGGACGGGGACGAGGCCCCGGGGAGGCCCCUAGCCCGCUAGACCUUUCCCUCAGGCUGACGCCCGCCAGGAAGAUGCAGCGCGCCCUACCGGGCGCCCGCCAGCACUUGGGGGCCAUCGUGGCCAGCGCCAGCGUGGUGGUGAAGGCCCUGUGCGCGGCGGUACUAUUCCUCUACCUGCUGUCCUUCGCCGUGGACACGGGCUGCCUGGCGGUCACCCCAGGCUACCUCUUUCCUCCCAACUUCUGGAUCUGGACCCUGGCUACCCAUGGGCUAAUGGAACAGCAUGUGUGGGAUGUGGCCAUCAGCCUGGCCACAGUGGUGGUGGCUGGACGUUUGCUGGAGCCCCUCUGGGGGGCCUUGGAGCUGCUCAUCUUUUUCUCAGUGGUGAACGUGUCUGUGGGGCUGCUGGGGGCAUUCGCCUACCUCCUCACCUACAUGGCUUCUUUCAACUUGGUCUACCUUUUCACUAUCCGCAUCCAUGGCGCCCUGGGCUUCCUAGGUGGUGUCCUGGUGGCACUCAAGCAAACCAUGGGGGACUGUGUGGUCCUGCGAGUGCCCCAGGUGCGCGUCAGCGUGGUGCCCAUGCUGCUGUUGGGGCUGCUGCUACUGCUGCGGCUGGCCACGCUCCUCCAGAGCCCAGCUCUAGCCUCCUAUGGCUUUGGGCUGCUCUCCAGCUGGGUGUAUCUUCGCUUCUACCAGCGCCAUAGCCGAGGCCGAGGGGACAUGGCCGACCACUUUGCUUUCGCCACCUUCUUCCCUGAGAUCCUGCAGCCUGUGGUGGGGCUGUUGGCGAACUUGGUACAUGGCCUCCUGGUGAAGGUAAAGAUAUGCCAGAAGACAGUGAAGCGCUAUGAUGUGGGUGCCCCAUCCUCCAUCACCAUCAGCCUCCCAGGCACAGACCCUCAAGACGCAGAGCGGAGAAGGCAACUGGCCCUGAAGGCCCUCAAUGAGCGGCUGAAGAGAGUAGAGGACCAGUCCAUCUGGCCAAGCAUGGACGACGAUGAAGAGGAGGCUGGGGCCAAGGUGGACAGCCCCCUGCCCUCAGACAAGGCCCCCACACUCCCAGGGAAGGGGGCUGCCCCAGAAUCCAGCCUGAUCACCUUCGAGGCUGCUCCUCCAAAGCUGUAACUCCAAACCACCUUGAGUGUAGCACCUCCUCUCCCAAGCCCCCCUUGACAUCCUCUCAGCUACUCCAGGGCACUGACUGCUCUGAGGAGAGGGAAGAAGGCAUGCUAGGGGUUUCCACAGCCUUCUGCUAUUUCUCGCCAACACUACCCAGGACUCUUGCUACCUGGUUCCAAGUCCAGACAACCACUAUGCCAGGCAUGGGGCCUCUGAGGCAUCUGCCAGCCCAGGCCACCUGAGGUAAGACUGUAUCUCAGCAGGCAGCCCCAAGCAAGUGGCUGCAGAGACACUGGUGCCACAGCUCCUGGGCCAGCCCUUAUGCCUGAAAUUGGUUGCCGAGAGCCCUGAGCCAAGGCAAGGGAUUUGCCAAAAACAUUCUGGGGGUCCAGCCAGUGCAGGGCUGUGCAUCCCCCCCCACCCCCAGAAAGACUAUGCUCAUAUCAAGAUUCCUGAGUCCCUCUGCUGUGGCCAUGGCUGCUUCUGAGCCAGAAUAGCCACAGCUUCCAGGUAUUUUCUACAGGACCACUUGAGUGGGCAGCCAAGCCCAGCCUCGCAGUAUCAAUAAAGCAGUUCUUUGAGGUA